Molecule: messenger RNA, 789 nt
Organism: Cylicostephanus goldi
Lineage: Eukaryota; Metazoa; Nematoda; Chromadorea; Rhabditida; Strongylidae
Source: the annotation of a GenBank genome assembly
AUGCUGUUCGUCACAUAUGCGUUACUAUUCUAUGGUAUUCGAGCACAAAUUCUCACCCUCAAACCUGGUAAAGUUCGAGGAUUUGAAUACACAACAAAGAGCGGUGGUAUUGCUGAGGUAUUCCUAAACAUACCAUAUGCCGCACCUCCAAUCGGCGAAUUAAGGUUUGAGAAACCAUCUCCUCCAACUCCAUGGAAAGAAAUUCGUAAUGGGACAGGUUUUGGGGCCACAUGCCAUCCGCAUGCUUAUCAAGCUGCCGUUCAACCAGCACCUAAUGAAGACUGCUUGACGCUAAAUAUUAUUCGACCAAAGAAGGAGGCACCGCAAAACGGCUUUCCCAUUCUGGUUUGGGUACAUGGCGGUGGCUAUGAGACUGAUUCGGCAAGUCUUUAUGGGUACAAAGGAUUUGCUGACAUAUACAUACCUCAUGACAUCAUUGUUGUUACCAUACAGUAUCGCCUUGGAGUAUAUGGUUUCUUUUCCACUGGUGACUCACGUAUACCCGGUAAUCUCGGAUUGUUCGAUAUGGCAGCAGCUUUCAAGGUAUGCUGUAAAUCAUCUUUACGUCUGUGUAUAUGUUUCGUGUAUUUUCAGUUCAUUUACGAUAAUGCAGAGAACUUUGGUGGUGAUCGCUCACGUAUUACUGCUUGGGGUUUGAGUGCAGGAGGUAGUGCUGUUGGCCAGCUGGCUCUUAGUCCCAUUACAAGAGGUAAGAUUAUAGAACAAUUCAGGAUGUUUAUGCAGGAUAGGGAGCGGUUUACCGCGCUUUGGAAGUUUUUCCGGUUUACU